AUGUUCAAGCGCAUAUGGCAAGUUCUGCUAGAAUUCCUGUCGGAUCAGGUUGUCUCAGGAAGCCGUGAGAAGUUUGUGCUAAGUUCUGUGUACAGUAGCCUGCCCCCUGAUCUUCAAAGGAACAUUGUAGCUGUCAUCUUCCAGCAUCGAGGGGACAUCAAAAUGGAGGUUCUCAGACAGUUUGUCCUGGAGGUGAAAGCUCCACACACCACCAUCUCCUGGACCACCCUGUUGUGGCGGCUGCUGGCUGAGCAUGUUGGUGUUACACCCACAGUGAAUCCCACCAUGGCACUUCUUGGACAAGAAGUGUCACCAGCUGGCGCAUACGUCACUGCUUCUAAAGAAUCUCCUGACAAGGUGGUGACCAAAACAGCAGGUGCUUGUGGUGCCGCAGUCAGUGAGGGGAUUCAGAAUCCUGUCUUGGAAGGUGGAGAGGAGGAGAAACAUGCUCUUGGUGGAGGAGAGGAGGAUCCGGACUUCAUAAUUAUCCUGGAUGAGGAUGAAGAUGGAUGUGAACCACCAACAGCCAAGAAAAUAAAAAGUGAAGCUGUCGAAGAAAUGAAACCUGCAAUUGCUUGUGAUAAAGAGACAUGUGACUUGGACCAAGAACUUGUGGAUAACGGUAUUAGACUGCGGGAGAUUCUUCUGGGGUCUGCAGAUGACAGUGUAAGCAUUGAAGGGGAGCUUCGAACCUUUCUCCUUACACCACCCAGCAAGCUCACUGCACUGUGCCGAGCAAGUGAGUUGACCAACCUACCAGACCAAGUCCUGGCCGUCGUGGGGAGGGUGCUGGUCAAGAUGUCCGACAGCGUGACAUACAGAUCUUGUGUGGCUCUGUUGGCUGGACUAGUCACUGAUAAGGUGAGGAGCCUGGAGCAGUCAGCAGCGAGGACGCUGCAGGACACAUUGAUCUCACUGGCCGAGACUUUCCCUCAUCAACUCAUUGAUGCUAUAGUGGUUCCAGCUGUAGUACAGGAAUUAGGUGCAGCCCAGAGUGAGAUUCUUUGUCGUCUGUGUAAAGACUCUCUGUUGCCGAGCCAUCAUGCUUAUCUGCUCAGGAUGUUUGUCAGACAGACUGUGACGCUUAGUGAGCCUUCACUUACCGUUCUUCAUGUUGCUAUGGAUACCAAGCCUGAUUUGGAUGAAGAAGAUUCAACAGCCAUCUUGGAUUGCUUGUCUCGGUCUGCAAACCAGUUCCAUAGCAAUCUAAAGUUUGGGAAACUGCUGUUGAGCUUUGUUAAUAAAUAUGCCAAACAGUGGACUCCGCUGCAAGUAGCAAUGAUGGGCCAUAUUUGUGGACAUCACAAGACCUUCUUGCAGAAGACAAUAAGUUCCACCUUAAAGAGGCUGACCAGAUGACCAACCAUUGCUGCAAUGCAGAAGACGGCAUUUUUUAAAUUGAAGAGUGAGUGCAAUGCAGAAGACAGCGGUUCUAAAUUGAAGAGACUGACCAGAUGACCAACCAUUGCUUCAGUAGUCAUUAGGGCUGCGCAAUAUAACCGGUUUACCGGUAUUUACCGGUUCAGACAUGAAAACGAUACGUAUUGCGAUACGCUGAUCGAA
Messenger RNA from Haliotis rubra (blacklip abalone), 1563 nucleotides. RefSeq lists its product as uncharacterized. The transcript has 10 exons. Gene Ontology annotation, biological process: interstrand cross-link repair. The coding region runs from base 1 to 1359 and encodes 452 amino acids. Gene Ontology annotation, cellular component: Fanconi anaemia nuclear complex. The record is from RefSeq and is a predicted model, not a curated record. Lineage: Eukaryota; Metazoa; Mollusca; Gastropoda; Lepetellida; Haliotidae.